Molecule: messenger RNA, 2377 nt
Organism: Rhopalosiphum padi (bird cherry-oat aphid)
Lineage: Eukaryota; Metazoa; Arthropoda; Insecta; Hemiptera; Aphididae
Exons: 3
Coding region: 607-1272 (221 amino acids)
Source: RefSeq, a predicted model, not a curated record
UGUCGUUGUCGUCGUGUCGUCGUCUUGUGGUGCGAAUAAAUCGCAACAUUGUACCUAUUAUUAUUAUUAUGUCGCGAUGAUGCUGUAGUAAAGUGGUGUGUCGGCGGUACUGCGAAAUAAUAAUAACAAUACAAUAUUACAAUAAAUAGCUAGAAUGCACUAAAACGUUUGUUUGCUUAUUUUUGCACACGAUAUAUUUCAAUAUAGACGAUGUUCAGUGGUGUACUUGAAUUUUCAAAAUCAGUUGUAUCUGCCGAUUUUAUAUGUUUUUUAAUCGGUGCGUAACGCUAUUUGUGAACUUCUUAUUUAACUUUCUACCCUAACUGAUCCGGCGAGAUAACCACAAUAUAACUACGUCUCGGCCCGCAGCCGAUGUGAAGCUUUUAAAUAAAAAAGAUAAUAGUUCCAAUGCAAUAACGCCCUGUAUGUAAUAAUAAAUAAUAAUUAAUAUUGUACCUGUUUUACUCAACGCGCUAUCUUAUCAACAUUUUAUUCUAAUGCACUGCCGCGGCACGACCACCGCGAUUUCGACGUUAUAAUAUUAUUAUCAUCAUCGUACACAUAUACAUAUUAGUACACAGGUAUAUCGUUGUGGUGCGGUGCAUAAUGUCGUUGUUGUGGACGCCGUUGAGGUUGAUUGAGACGGAGAAAAGGUCGUCGUCGUCGCCGUCGUUCACCACCACUGCGACCACAGCCAUCUCCGCCGCAGCCGUCGCUGCAGCAGCACUCCAUAACGUACAGCCACCGUCGGACCCGUUCAUAGCGUCUGUGCUCCAUCCCAGACAGAAUCCACGGCCCGGCCGUUUGCUCUUAGAAAACGUCAACAACCGGCCGCAGACCAUGGACCGAGGCACACAGGCAAACACAGACGGCCCCGUCGAGGUGAUCACAGAAGCUCCUACCACCAGCGACGGUCCGACAAACAACGAAUUGUUCCGUAAGGCCAACAUUGGCGUUACAAAUCAUACAUUGAUGACCAACGGUGGUGACAAUUCUUCGGUUGAUAGUCUGAACAGUGCAGAUUCUGCAAAACGUGACAGCGAGGAAUCAGUAAUUGAACUUUCCGAGUAUCAUCAGCCAAUGAUAGCCAAAGACGAUUCUGAUGGACCUGUCAACAUGAGCAAUGGUGAUGGAAAAUCUGGUGGAGCUGGAGGCAAACCUUCCAACGGUAUUGUUAAGGAACACCCAGUUGAUGAUGAUAUUGACAAAACUAGUUGUGGCAUGGAGUGUUUAUACUUUACCAUGCAAUGCUGUGAAUGUUCAAUAAUGUAAUGAACCUAUUCCAGCCCUUACAGUUUAUUAUUGUUAGUUAUAAUUGAGUAACUAUAAUUUUACAUUAUAAUUCUAUAUUACAAUGCAAUCGUUAAAUUAAAAAUACAACAAAUUACACUUCAUAGUCAUAUCUUAAAUUUCUAUUAAAUCUGUGAUUUUUUAAGGACCUAUUUAAUUAAUUUGUGUAGUACAGUAGUUCUAUUAUUUUUAAGUGAAAAUUAUAUUUUGAAAAAUGUUAUUUUUCAAUUACUUUAACCUACUAUUAAUAUUAUUAUGUUUAAGUUCCAUCCUAAGGAAUAAUUUUUUUUUGUCAUUUUCUACUGGAAAAACCAUAUCUAUAUUCAACAAGAAUCAUUGAUAAUUUGGUAUUACUUAUAUAAUUGCUUUUGGUUAUUAAUUAUUAUCAUAUCGAACUCAUCACCUUUAGAAGUAUAAUAUAUCAUAAAUUAACAAUUGUGCCAUUUUUUUUUUCUUAAUUAUAAGUCAUCAGAUUAUCUUCCCAUUUGUCCGUGUAAAAAAUACUGUCCACCAUGUACAUAAAAAGUUUUAGUGUGAUACACAUCUCAGUUUUAUUUUGUUCCCACUUUUGGAACGUAUAUAAAGUACAUUAUUGCCACAAUUUAUAACCUAUAGUACAUGCCCCUGUUAGUUCUGAUGAUAUGUUUUCUGUACACUGUUUUUAUUUAUUAUGCCUUAAUAAUAUAUAAUAGUAUAAAACAUAUUUGUAUUCAGACAAUAUUUUUAUGUUUAUGUGAGUACUUUAUGUAUAUUGGAGGUUCAAAUUUGUUAAUACUAUUAUAAAUCAAUUUUGUAAACAAUUUGGACUAAAUUGUGAUAAUAUGUUGAGGGUCCAAAUAAAGCUUACUUUAAAAUUGUGUACAUAUAAAGGUUUUUUUUUUAUAUAUAUAAUGUUUAACCUUAUAUACUUUUAUAUUCUGUAUAUUUUUUUUUUAGAGUUUAUCAUUAUAAUUUUCUAUUUUGUAAGUAAUUGGUAUGAAUUCAAGAAUCUCUUCUUUUAUUUUUAUUUUUAAUAUUAGUAUUAUUACAACUUUACUGCUUUGUAUCAAUAUAUUGAAAUAUAUAAGACUAUGGUAUAAAAUUUAAA